Tilletiaria anomala UBC 951 is the source of this 2244-nucleotide messenger RNA. RefSeq names its product prolyl-tRNA synthetase. Bases 101 to 2158 code for a protein of 685 amino acids. Lineage: Eukaryota; Fungi; Basidiomycota; Exobasidiomycetes; Georgefischeriales; Tilletiariaceae. Gene Ontology annotation, cellular component: cytoplasm; mitochondrion. The record is from RefSeq and is a predicted model, not a curated record. Gene Ontology annotation, biological process: prolyl-tRNA aminoacylation. The transcript is spliced from 6 exons. Gene Ontology annotation, molecular function: proline-tRNA ligase activity; ATP binding.
CGACACGGGAUGGGCACUGGUCUCUUCUCCACGACCCACAGCACGAGUUUUGACGCUGCAACGUCAAGCUAGGAGAGCAGCUAGCACAGAGAUCUUCGCCAUGUUUCUGCUGCAUUCCACCCGGACAAAGCCGCUCGGGGACAGCGCUCACUUGGUGGACCUCCCACGAUGCGUGACCUGCCGCCGACCGUCGCGAGUACCUCAUUCUACCAUCCGGUUCGCGAGCGCGGAUUCUAAAGCUGCUGCUCUCAUAGAACGACCUCCGCAUGAACAAGUCGUGCGCUUGUCCCGCCUCUUCCUUCCAACAUUCAACGCCGAGUCGCUGUCUACCUCUAAAGCUGCUUUGCCAUCCCUCGGCUUGCUGUUACGAGGAGGCUUCGCGCGGCAGUCUUCAGCAGGAAUCUACACUCUGCUACCCAUGGGCCUCCGAGUGGUCCAAAAAAUAUCGGCCAUUAUCGAGGACGAGAUGAACGGGAUUGGCGCUUCACGGUUAGAGAUGCCCACCCUUUUGUCCAGCGCGCUGUGGUACAAAUCUGGACGGUGGAAAAGCAUGGGCUCGGAACUUUUCAGGCUCAAGGGCCGUGGGGGCUCUGAAUACCUGCUAGCCCCGACACACGAGGAAGAAGUGACACGAUUGGUAGCUGACGAGGUACAGUCACACCGCCAGCUGCCUGUAAAGGUGUACCAAAUAACACGGAAGUACCGCGACGAGCCGAGACCGCGAUCCGGUCUGAUGCGGACACGAGAGUUCUAUAUGAAGGAUCUUUACACAUUCGAUGCAGAUGAAGCACGUGCGAGAGAAUCUUAUGAGCAAGUCAGAGGCGCAUACAGCCGCAUCCUCGAUCGCCUUCUUGGCGCGAAUCACGGCGCGUGGCUGGCAGCAGCCGCUGAUACGGGUGCGAUCGGAGGCGACCUAUCUCACGAAUAUCAAAUCGAGGAUGAAUUGGGGGAGGACACCAUUCUCAAAUGCAGCACUUGUGCGCAUGCAGCCAAUCAAGAACUUGCACAGAGCAGCCCCAGACAUGACCCCUCUGUUCUGCCUAUCUCUGCGCAAGACUUGCGGGUAGAGCUGUACGAGCUGGCCAAUGAUCCUGCGGGGCUCAACGCAGCAGAUUCAGAUGCUGCUUUCCAGAUUGCUGCUGAGCGCUCUCCCGCUCGCCUAUGGGCUGUUGUCGUGCCUAGGGACCGAUCAAUAUCGCCCGUGCAAUUGCGGAAAGCUGCGGCACAGGACCUACAGCCGCUGCACAAGUCAAGCCAUUGCACGCAGCCGGGCCAGUUCUCCGCGUCCUUUGACAAGGUAACAGUACUGACGGACGCCGAGUGCUCUGCUGUUGAGGCACAAGAGGUGUGCGAUGCUGUUGCAGCAGGAAUAUCUGCUCUCCUCAACGAGGACCACGGGACAUCCGCCGGCGCCGCACCUUCGCUCGAAGACUUCUUCCCGCCCGUCCAGUCGCUUCAGGCUUCUGCAUUAGUGGACGUACCGUUCAUGACCGAGAGCUCGAUCGAACUCAGCUACGGCAACUAUCGCGAAGCGGCAGACGGCGACGCUUGUUCCUCCUGCGCAGCGCAAGGCCGCGCGGGUACACUGGUCGCAAGCAAGGCCAUUGAGGUCGGACAUACGUUCCUGCUAGGCGCCAAAUACUCUGAUGCGCUGCAAGUCGGAUUUACACCGGCAGCCGCUGAUGCGGCAAACUCGCCUGCUUCAAGUUCUCAGCGCCGCGUCCCCUUUCAAAUGGGAUGCUACGGCUUGGGCAUCUCACGCCUGCUGGGAGCCAUCGCACAACGCUCUGCGACACUGGGAGGCCAGCACGGAUUCGUCUGGCCGCGGAGCAUGGCACCUUUCCAGGUCUGCAUCAUCGCCAACGGCUCGAACGCGGAUGGCCUGGCUCAAGUCUUGCAAGCAUUAUUCCACAGACCGGGCAAGGUGACUGGUUGCAGUAGCGACCAUCCCGUCGUCGCGAACGAUGUCGCGAUCGAUGACCGCGAGGAGCUGUCCAUUUCCAGACGAUUGAAAGACGCGAAUCUCAUCGGCUUCCCCGUCGUCGUCGUGAUAGGCAAAGCUUGGCGAGAGAAGCGGCAUGUGGAGGUUAUCAUCCGCGAUGCACAAUCCGUCGACGGGACGAUCAAGUGCGAAACCACUUUGAUCGCGCUCGAUUAGCGGCAGCCGGAAUAAGUUACACUAUGGUUUCCAUUUGACGAUGUUAUUGAUCACAGCUGAGCAAUGACCUGGCCGUCCGCUCGCAU